Molecule: messenger RNA, 1049 nt
Organism: Exaiptasia diaphana
Lineage: Eukaryota; Metazoa; Cnidaria; Anthozoa; Actiniaria; Aiptasiidae
Product: zinc finger CCHC domain-containing protein 9
Exons: 3
Coding region: 102-821 (239 amino acids)
Molecular function (GO): nucleic acid binding; zinc ion binding
Source: RefSeq, a predicted model, not a curated record
UGGCGGACGAGAAGGAGUUUGUAUUGAUGUGUUAAAUUUUCGAAGAAAAUAUAUACUUUUCAGGGAAGUAGCUAUCAAAUUAUAGUGGGGAAGGAAAGGAGAUGACGCGAACUGCACGUAUGUCAAAGAAGAAGCAUCUUGAAGCUACUUCUUGGGAGGAAAUGAGGUUGAAAGGCGAUCAUAAAGAUGAACAGGAAUCAAAAAACGACUUGGGCAAUGAUGAGAAAAUAUUGGAAUUGCAAUCGCACAAGAAAAAAUCGCGAAAACGAGAGAAAACAGACGUAAAUUUUAAUGAAGAAACUAAAAAGAAAAAAAAGAAAAUAGAAAGCUCUGAAGAAAAAACAGAAUUAGGCAGUAAUGAUACCACAGAAAUUCACCAAGAGAAGAAGAAAAAGAAGAAAAAGCCCAAAGAUGCCAUUCCCUCAGAAAAUGAUCCAAAACCUCAGUCCAAAGACAGUGAUGUCAUUUGUAGUAAAAACAACAGUAAAAACAAAAAAGAUAGAUCAAAUGGCAAAAAUCAGGAACUUAAAACUCAUGGAUCAUUUAAGUCACACAGAGAACAAAAACUUGAGAAACAGAGGGAGGCAAGGAGAAGGAGGAGGGCAAAAAGAAAAGGUUUCUUACAGGGUUUAACUUGCUUCCACUGCCGUCAGACUGGACAUACCACAGCUACUUGUCCACAAACUAAUAACCAAGGAGUUGGUGUUGGUGUGUGCUACAAGUGCGGGUCCUCCAGUCACACUACAAAGAAUUGCAAGGUUGACACUUCUCAAGGUCUGUCAAGAGAUAUUCUACAAUACUUGUACAUGUGCAUAUUUUAAAAUGUAUAAUAGAAUGGAAAAGCUAUUCAUUAUACUCAAAUCAAAUAUGUGCUCAAAAUAAUUGAAUUGAAAAAAGAAUGUGUAAGCCCUUGGUCUGCUGCACCUGAUAAAGAGUUCGCUCUUGAAACAAGCAUUAGUAACGACUCCAGCGUAGUGUAUUACUGUACUUCCUUUAACUUUAAAUAGCUCAAAUAUUUGAGUACUUUAUAUUAUAUUCAGGUCAAUCCU